Messenger RNA from Carica papaya (papaya), 1572 nucleotides. The record is from RefSeq and is a predicted model, not a curated record. Lineage: Eukaryota; Viridiplantae; Streptophyta; Magnoliopsida; Brassicales; Caricaceae.
CAUCCCGCACGCAUCUGUCGGGUCAGAACACAGAAAGCUAAUUAGGGGCACUGCCUGGACUGAAACCAACAAGAAAAAGUCAUCAAAUCCCCAAUUUACUCUUUUUAUCAUCUCCUUCCUCCUCUCCUUCUCCAAUUUCUUAUUCCUCUCACCAUUUCCUUCUCUCCGAUUACUCAAAUGUGAACUCUUCUUCUUCUUCUUCUUCUUCCGACAAAUCAUGUCCUUGUCUCACACUCUUGGCGGUCCAUCUCGUUGCGGCCGCGUGCUUGGACCUUCCUUAGACAAGAUCAUCAAGAACGCUGCCUGGCGCAAGCACUCUCACCUCGUCUCCUCCUGCAAAUCUGUUCUCGACAAGCUCGAAACCCUCUACGAUUCCUCCUCCCCUGAUCCUUCCUCUCCUCUAUUUGGUCUCUCCCCCUCCGACGCCGAUUCCGUCCUCCAACCACUCCUCUUCUCUCUCGAUACCGCCUACGGUAAGGUGCUCGAGCCUUCGUUAGAUUGCACCUUCAAGCUCUUCUCUCUCUCUCUUCUCCGCGGCGAGAUCCACUCAUCUGCUUCUGAUUCCUGCCUUUACAGGCUCAUCUACUCCGUCUGCAAGGUUGCUGGAAUUGGCGAGGAGCCUGUUGAGCUUGCUGUCCUUCGCGUAUUGCUAGCUGCUGUUCGCUCCCCGUGUGUUCUCAUUCGGGGCGAUUGCUUGCUUCACGUUGUUCGUACUUGUUACAAUGUCUAUCUCGGGGGACAUAGCGGGACCAAUCAGAUCUGUGCCAAGUCUGUUCUCGCUCAAAUUGUGCUUAUUGUUUUCGCCAGAGCAGAGGAGGACUCCCUGCACGUUUCCUUCAAGUCCAUCUCUGUUAGUGAACUCUUGGCAUUCACCGAUAAGAACGUCAAUGAAGGAAGCUCUGUUCAGUUCUGUCAGGGCUUUGUGAAUGAGAUAGUUGCGGCCAGUGAAGGGGCUCCCUCUUCUGAUAUCAAGCUUUCGUUGCAAACCCAAGUGCCUCCAAUGCGGAACGGUGAAGGGGAUGAGAAAGGUGACGAGGCCUUUGAUGGAGCGGAUUCACACAGUGGCGGCAGCAGCAGCAGCAAGAUUAGGGAGGAUGCCUUUCUUCUUUUUAAGAAUCUCUGCAAAUUGUCCAUGAAAUUCUCAUCACAAGAAGACCCGGAUGAUCAAAUCCUUAUCAGGGGAAAGACUCUCUCUCUGGAGUUGCUCAAGGUCGUCAUCGACAAUGGAGGUCCUAUUUGGCGCUCAAAUGACAGGUUUCUCAAUGCUAUCAAACAAUAUCUCUGUCUAUCACUCUUAAAGAACAGUGCAUUGUCGGUUAUGUCUAUUUUCCAGCUUCAGUGUUCGAUCUUUAUUAGCUUGUUAUCGAAAUUUAGAUCAGUUCUGAAAGCGGAAAUUGGCAUAUUCUUCCCCAUGCUUGUCCUUCGGGUGCUUGAGAAUGUUCUCCAGCCGAGUUUCUUGCAGAAAAUGACUGUCCUUAAUUUAUUGGAGAAGAUCUCACAGGAUUCACAGCUAAUCAUUGAUAUAUUUGUGAACUAUGACUGUGAUGUAGAUUCUCCAAACAUAUUUGAAAG